Molecule: messenger RNA, 3518 nt
Organism: Callithrix jacchus (white-tufted-ear marmoset)
Lineage: Eukaryota; Metazoa; Chordata; Mammalia; Primates; Cebidae
Biological process (GO): regulation of GTPase activity
Molecular function (GO): small GTPase binding; GTPase activator activity
Source: RefSeq, a predicted model, not a curated record
ACCAGGUGCCUGUUCUACAGCGACCUGGUAGACUCUGUAGGGUGGGUGCUGUCCCCGAAUGUACCCAUAUCACAGGUGAGUGAGAUGCCUAGGGUCAGAGAGGCAGUGACUGGCCAAGGGACCCAGUUGUGACUCUCAGCCCUGCCCUGUGUGAGCCCUGACUUCUGUGACCUCCCUACCCUAGAUCCCAAAUCUGUCUGGGUUCAGCCCGCAAUGGGGCAGAGUCUGGCCCUGGAAGAGCCACUGGGAUGGAGCUCCUAUGGGUGGGGUGGAGGGGGUGGUGCUCGGUCCAAGUCUGUGCCCUAAGCUGGGUCCCCGCAAGAGGAGGUCUCACCAACUCAGACUUCGUGUGCAGUCACCGAUGGUCAUUGUGGGACCCACUGGACACAUGGGGUCCCUUGUCUGGGCCCAGGGUUUGGAGCCGUCUGCCUGUGGGUAAUUGCGGAAGGGGACGUUGAGCACCGCUGCUCUGGGCCUGGGCAGUGGGGACCUGGUCAGGAAGGCCUGGUCGCUUGGGGACUGGUCAGCAAGGACGUGGUCAGUGGGGAAUUGGUCAUCAGGGGUCUGGUCAGCAGAGUCUUGGCCAUUGGGGCUUAGUCAGUGAAAACCCGGUCAGUGGAGACAUGGUCAGUUGGAGCCUGGUCAUCAGGGGCCUGAUCAGCAAGGACCUAGUCAGAAGGCCUGGUCACCGGGAAAACAGUGAAAGCCAGGCCAGCAGGGGUCUGGCCAGAUACUUGCUGGGUGACCUCAGGCACAGGGUGUGUCCUUAGAACAUCCUUGCCUCCAUCCAUAGCAGAAAUGAGUCAUGGCAGCCCGCAAGGCUACCGGGAAGAGGAGGUGAGAAGGUGUGUGGAGUCUGACCCUGCCACUCACACCUAGCAUGUUACAGUCUAGCUGAGUUCCCCCUAAUGAGGGGGCCUGCCCUGUGCCCUCUACCCACUAACCCCCAUUUGCAUCUUCAGUGCUGCCCCGGGUGGGGAGCUCUGAGGUUGGGGAAGACCAUGGAUGCUCUGAUGCUGGCCACAGGCCCCAAGGGAAGGUGACACUGAUGAGGAAUUGAUGAGAACUUGGGUGCACAUGUCAGUGGGACAGCUAGGCCUGGCCAGAGAAGCUACUCACGCACACGCAUGUUCACCCACAGGAACUGCAUGCUCACCUGCACAAACACAUCACACAAACACAUUUUGGCACCUUGGGGGCUGGAGGCCACUGACUCUGAGCCCUCUGGGCCUGGGCAAUGGAACCAUUGUGAUGAGUGUCAUGACCUCACAAUGUCACUGGUGCCGAGGGACCUCCCACCUGCCCACCCGCCCACCUGUGUGUUGUGCGGCACUUGGACACAAAACACACACAGGUGUCUGGUUCUGUGCAUAAACGACUUUUCUAAGUGAGAGAGACAACUGCCUCAGUAGACUCAGAAAACUGAGUAUAUUCCUGGUCCCUGAACAAUCCCCGGAGGAUUUCUGACCCCACAUGUCUCCAGGUGCCCAGAACAGCCCAUCAUAGGCGUUUCACCCUCAGAUGGAGCUGAAUGAGGCCCUGGAUAUGCUGCCCGGCCAGGGACAAGGAAACAUCAUCUGCCAGGUACACCGAGCUGGCACAGCAGUGGACGUGGGGCAUGGGCCUGCUGAUAAUGAAAAAGACACCAAGCACCUUGGGAUUAUGCAUGAGACAGAGCUGCUCCCUGUGCGUAUUCCGGAGGUGAAGCAAAGAAGUCAGGAUACAAUAUGCAUCAAGAACUGGGUCAAGGUGUUUAAAAGCUGGCCGAAAUAUAAAAACACCAAGAAGCUCUCCCACAUAGUAUACAAAGAAAUUCCCCAAGCAGUACGAGGUCAGGCAUGGGCACUCCUGCUUGAUGUUGACCAAAUCAAGACUGAAAACCCUGGGAAAUACAGGGUCAUGAAGGAGAAGAGCAAGAGUUCCCCCAGGAUCAUCCGCCGCAUCAAGCUAGAUGUCAAGUACAAUCUCUGGGACAAGAUGUUCACAGAAGGACUUCGGGUCAAUCAGCAGGAAUUAUGUGACAUUCUCGUGGCCUACUCUGCAUAUAACCCUGAGAUGUGCUACCACAGGGACCUGAGCCACAUCACCUCAAUCCUCCUCCUCUAUCUGCCAGAGGAAGAUGCGUUCUGGGCUCUGACCCAACUACUGGACAGUAAAAGGCAUUUCCUGCAAGCAUUCUACAGCCCAAAUAAAGCCCUGCUGCAGAAGCUCUUAUCACGCCAAAAGCAGAUGUUGCACAAGUACUUCCCCAAGACCAUGAGACACCUGGGCAAGGAAAGGCUGUGCAUUGAGGAUUCCAUGCUGAUGAGGCUCUUCGGGUGUUUUGUUGACGGGAAAUCCUUAGGGCUCACCCUGCGACUGUGGGAUGUGCUCAUCCUGGAGGGCCAGCGGGUACUGACAGCCAUGGUGCAUGCAUCAUUCAAAAUACACAGGAAGCUCCUCAUGAAGCUUUCCUGGAACACCAUCCCGGAGUUUCAGGAGCAGCUCUCUCAGAGCUGGGCCCUGGAGGACAAUGCCAUCCUCAGGAAUCUUCUAGCAUCCAUGAAGAAACUCACAAGAACACACUGGGACCUGCCACCCCCAGCCAAGCUCAAGGAAGAGUCCUCGGGUGUGUCCUCUGGCAUUGGGCCCCGCUGUGAGGAGGACAGACAGACCCUCCCCACCCCACCAGCUCAGCUCCAGGAGCUCAUGCCAUCAGACCACCUGCGACAAAGGACUUGUCCUCCCACAGCCUCACCUGACAGGGCUGUCCCUAAGGCCCAGAUUGAGGGCCCUCAGCAUGAGGGGGCUCCCCAAGAACACAGAGACAGCCCAAAGACUGAAGAUAAGAACCGUCUGUCCUCCAGCAAGAUCAGACUUUACAUUCCAUGGAAAUGCAUGUCCAGGAGCUCUGUGCCACUGCUCCUCAGAGAUGUGACUGUUGGGGACCACCAUUUCCUGCAUUGCCAUUUCAAACACGGCUCUAGGGACUCUAAGGUGGCUUCUCCAGGACCCAAGACCACACGCUGCCCUGUGGGGGUCCCAGAGGCUGAAGAUGAGGGCCGCCUGUCCCCUGGCGAGGUCAGACUUUGGGAUUCAGACACAUCCUCAUCCAGUAGCUCAUCCAGGAGCUCUGUGCCACCACUCCAUGCAGACCCGCCCAUCAGGGUCCUCCGUUCCAUGCCCCGCCAUUUCAAACAUGCCUCCAGGGACUCUGCGGUGGCUUCUCCAGGACCCAAGGCCACACGCUGCCCGGUGGGGGUCCCAGAGGCUGAAGAUGAGGGCCGCCAGUCCCCUAGCGAGGUCAGGCUUUGGGAUUCAUGCAAAUACUCAUCCAAAACCACACGCUGCCCUGUGGGGGUCCCACAGGCUCAAGAUGAGGGCCGCCUGUCCCCGGGCGAGGUCAGGCUUUGAAAUUCACGCAAAUACUCAUCCAAAACCACACACUGCCCUGUGGGGGUCCCACAGGCUCAAGAUGAGGGCCGCCUGUCCCCAAGUGAGGUCAGGCUUUGGGAUUCACGUAAAUACUCAUCCAAAAC